Cryptomeria japonica (Japanese cedar) is the source of this 1263-nucleotide messenger RNA. Its product is annotated as spindle pole body component 110-like. The record is from RefSeq and is a predicted model, not a curated record. NCBI's taxonomy places the organism in Eukaryota, Viridiplantae, Streptophyta, Pinopsida, Cupressales, Cupressaceae. The transcript is spliced from 2 exons. The coding region runs from base 1 to 1263 and encodes 420 amino acids.
AUGCCUAAAACCAUACCCAUUGAUCCAGAUGGUAAAAGGGAGUAUGAGAAUGAUGCUAAAGAUAAACAUGUCAUUUUAUGUGGAUUGUCAAAAGAAGUGUUUGUGAAGAUCAGGCAUUGUGGUUCUUCCAAAGAAGUAUGGGACAAACUUAAUAACAUAUAUUAUGGUAAUGAUAAGGUAAAGCAAGCCAAUAUACUAACUCUUAGGGAAAAAUUUGAAGGUAUGAAAAUGACUAAUGAAGAAAAAGUUGCUGACUACUUUCUUAGAGUAGAUGAAACAGUCAAUGCCAUUAGAGGCCUAGGAGAAACUAUUGAUGAUAAGGAUGUUAUCGAAAAGGUUAUGAGAUCUCUACCUACUAAGUAUGACUCUAAACUGUCUGUCAUAGAAGAACUAAAAGAUUUAAAUACCUUGACAAUGGAUGAACUUCAUGGAACUCUUACUUCCUAUAAGAUGAGAACUUGUAAUGAAGAAACUUCUCAUAGAGAAAAUGCUUUUAAGACUGAAAAGAAAAACAAAAAAAUUAAGUCUAAAUCUGAAAAUGAUAUAGAGGAAGCAAACUUUGUUAGAAAACUCAAAAAGGGAGCAGGAAAAUACAAAGACAAACUUCCUUUUAAGUGUUUUAAUUGUGGAAAAAUAGGUGAUAUUACAGACAACAAUUCUAAAGAGUCUAUUUAUGGUGAGGAAAAAGUUUUAUUUAUGUCUACCGAGUGUUCUGUAAAGAAACAGAGUGAUAAUGAUGUUAUUCUAUCUGAACUUGAGAGUGAGAAUGAGGUUGAUCUAGAAGGUGAGCUAAUUUGUGCUCUCAAAGAAGUCAAAAGGUUAAAAAAGGAAAUUUGUGCUCAAAAGGAUCAAGCGACAACCCUAACAAAUAAAAUUGGUGUUCUAGAACCUAUGGUGACUGAUUUGACAAGACAGGAUGAGGAACAUAAAAGAAUUGAGGAUGUUAUAAAGACUGAAUUGGCAGUAAAAAAUGAGUCUUAUAAAAAAUUGGAAGCAGAAAUAGUUAGUCUAAAAAGAAAGCUUGAAAAAUAUGAUAACACUAGGCUAGAAGACAUUUUGAGUAAACAAAGAAAAGUUAAAAACAUUCCUAGUUUGGGGUUUGAAGUUGGACAAAGCUCUAGUGCAAACAAUAAUAAAACCCUGUAUGAUAUUUUCAGUUUGAAUUUCAAGACACAAAGGCAGCAAAUUCAAAGAAGAACAAAGAAAGCAGUUCAAAAUCGAACCAUUAGAAAUUCUUACAAGAUUGUUAUAUGGGAUUUAUAG